This is a messenger RNA of Gallus gallus (chicken), 6288 nucleotides long. RefSeq names its product mutL homolog 1 (gene MLH1). The coding region runs from base 107 to 2380 and encodes 757 amino acids. The transcript is spliced from 19 exons. The record is from RefSeq and is a predicted model, not a curated record. Gene Ontology annotation, biological process: mismatch repair. Lineage: Eukaryota; Metazoa; Chordata; Aves; Galliformes; Phasianidae. Gene Ontology annotation, molecular function: ATP binding; mismatched DNA binding; ATP-dependent DNA damage sensor activity. Gene Ontology annotation, cellular component: MutLalpha complex.
GGCGUGUGCGUGGGGCGGGGCAGCGCGGUUGUUUGGCGCGAGAGAGCGGUGCGGGGCUGUCUAGCUCCAAGGCCACUCGCCCCCCGCCGCGGGCUGGGCUCUUGCCAUGGCGCUGGUAGCUGGCGUCAUCCGGAGGCUGGAUGAGGCUGUGGUGAACCGCAUCGCGGCCGGCGAGGUCAUCCAGAGACCGGCAAACGCCAUCAAGGAGAUGAUAGAGAACUGUUUGGAUGCUAAAUCUACAAGUAUCCAGGUAGUAGUCAAAGAAGGUGGUCUGAAGCUCAUCCAGGUCCAAGAUAACGGCUGUGGUAUCAGGAAGGAAGAUCUGCACAUUGUUUGUGAGAGAUUUACUACCAGUAAACUGCAGAAAUUUGAAGACUUGGCUAGUAUUUCAACGUAUGGUUUUAGGGGUGAGGCAUUGGCUAGCAUCAGUCAUGUUGCCCAUGUUACGGUAACAACUAAAACAGCUGAUGCAAAGUGUGCAUACAGAGCUUCUUACAGUGAUGGAAAAAUCAAAGCCCCCCCAAAACCCUGUGCUGGAAACCAAGGGACACAGAUCAUGGUGGAAGAUCUUUUUUACAAUGUAAAUACAAGGAGGAAAGCUUUAAAAAAUCCGAGUGAAGAGUAUGCAAAAAUACUAGAAGUUGUUGGCAGAUAUGCCAUCCAUAACUCAGGUAUCAGCUUUUCAGUUAAAAAGCAAGGCGAUACUGUAUCAGAUGUUAGAACUUUAUCAAACGCUACCACAGUAGACAACAUUAGGUCCAUCUUUGGAAAUGCUGUUAGCAGGGAACUCAUAGAAGUGGGCUGUGAAGAUGCAAAUCUGGCCUUUAAAAUGAAAGGCUACAUCACGAAUGCCAACUACUCUGUGAAGAAAUGUAUAUUUUUACUCUUCAUAAACCAUCGGCUGGUAGAGUCAACUGCUUUGCGGAAAGCCAUAGAGACUGUGUAUGCUGCUUAUCUGCCAAAAAGCACUCAUCCAUUCUUAUACUUAAGCCUGGAAAUAGCCCCUAAAAAUGUAGAUGUGAAUGUGCACCCUACAAAACACGAGGUCCACUUCCUUCAUGAAGACAGCAUUCUAGAGCGUGUGCAACAACAUGUAGAGAGCAAGCUGCUGGGUUCCAAUUCUUCAAGGAUGUACUUCACUCAGACAUUGCUUCCAGGGGCCGAAUGUUCUUCCAGUGAGGUGGUAAAAUCAGCAGCAAGCUCUUCUACGGCUGCAAAGGGAACCAGUGAUAAAGUUUAUGCACACCAAAUGGUCCGCACUGAUUCCCGAGAGCAGAAGUUGGAUGCUUUUCUUCAGCCAGUGAACAACCCCCUGAGUGCAGGCCCCACCGAAGAGACAACAGGAGAUAAAGUGGGACCUCCAGAGGGCACAGUUAGGCCACAGGACGCUGAAAUGGAAGACGUGAGUGAGCUUCUUGAAACAGCUGAUCUGAUUGAGAUGGCUGACGUUCAGCAGGAUGCAGUGAUGCCUGGAGGGCCGAGUAAGAGCGGACACUUGUCUCCUGAGAAAGCGCUUCCUCGAAAGAGACCACGGGAAGACACAGACAUACAAAUGGAAGAAGACAACAGAAAGGAAAUGACUGCUGCCUGCACCCCUAAGAGAAGAAUUAUCAAUUUGACCAGUGUGUUGACUCUUCAGGAGGAAAUUAGCAACCAAUCACAUGAAAGUCUUCAGGAGAUGCUGCGUGAUCACUCAUUUGUUGGCUGUGUCAGCCCUCAGUGGGCUCUGGUGCAGCAUCGGACAAAACUGUAUCUUCUCAAUACAACAAAACUCAGCCAAGAACUUUUCUACCAGAUACUUAUUUAUGACUUUGCAAACUUUGGCGUUCUGAGACUCUCUGAGCCAGCUCCUUUAUAUGAGCUUGCAAUGCUUGCUUUAGAGGACCCAGAGAGUGGCUGGACAGAAGAAGAUGGCCCAAAAGAAGGUCUUGCUGAGUACAUAGUUGAGUUUCUGAAAAAGAAGACUGAAAUGUUGAAAGAUUAUUUCUCUCUUGAAAUUGAUGAGGAAGGAAACCUUACUGGAUUACCACUUCUGAUAGACAACUACAUUCCCCUGCUGGAGGGACUACCGAUGUUCAUCCUUCGUUUGGCCACUGAGGUAAACUGGGAUGAAGAGAAGGAGUGCUUUGAAACCCUAAGUAAAGAACUGUCUAUGUUCUACUCCAUUAGAAAACAAUAUAUAAUAGAUGAAACCAACCUGACGCGCUCUCAGAAUGAGGAUUCUGACUCUGGUCCACCGCCAUGGAAAUGGACAGUGGAGCAUGUUGUUUACAAAGCCUUUAGGACUCAUCUUUUACCUCCUAAACACUUCACAGAUGAUGGCAACAUUUUGCAGCUUGCUAACCUGCCUGACUUGUAUAAAGUUUUUGAGAGAUGCUGAGCAGGAAAUUGUAUAGAUUUGUGCAUAUCUAAAAAAUAUUUGUUACAUUCUGUUGUAUUUAGAUAAAGUCUUGGGGGGGGGGGGGGGGGGGGGGGGGAAGGGAAGGGAGGAUUUUAUGACAGCAAAUAGAUGUUAUAUUUUUUUCUUCUGUUUAUCAGAGAACAAAAAGAAUCCAUUAUGUUCCUAAAAUAAAAUAAGAUUUCAUUUAUGGGUUGUAUGUCAAGUUUGCAUGAGAAGAGAAUGAGCUGAGGCUAAUAGAAGUGCAAGUGCUUUAUCAUGGCUUGAGCCCUGAAGGCAAGAUUAUCAGAUUCCUUUUGUUUUGAUGAUGCAGGUACUUCAAACAAUAGUCUCCAUGAACAUCAAUUUAAAGCACAUGCAGUAAUUUUUUAGCCCUCAACUAGCUGAUGUGGUAUUUCAGAACUCUUGCUCGAAAUAAGGGGGAUGACUUGCCUUUAUCAAGGAGUCUGGAAUCGGAAACAAGAAUUUGGUGCAAAGGAGCAAGUAAACUUACACACAUCAAAUCUGCUUCAAAGAAGAGCUGCUGAUGAUAAUCUUGAGCACAGGCUCAAGCUUGAGAGAAGACCAUUAGUUCAGCUCAGGCAAAAAAAAAAAAAAAAGGCCUCAUCUUGAGACCCCACCUCUGAAUGGGUGCCAUCAAUCUGACAGAUGAUGGAAAGCGGCUCGGCUAUCACCUCUGCCAGUUCCCUCAGCACUCCCAGGUGAGUCUCCUCCGGUCCUAUGGACUUGUGGCAGUCCAGGUGGAGUAUAAGGUCUCUGACUUUCCUCCUGAAUCAUGGGGGGUUUAGUCUGCUCCCCAGCUGAGACUACCAGGUCAGAGAGUGGAGUACCCUGAGGAUAACUGGUCUGACUUUUAAAGACAGAUGUAAAGAAGGCAUUCAGAACAUCUGCCUUUUCCUUAUCCUCAGUGGUCACAUUCCCAGCCUCAUUCAGUAAAGAAUGGAGAUUCUCCCUGGUCCUCCUCUUACUGUUGAUACACUUGUAAAAGAGUUUCUUGUUCCCUUUUACCCCAGCAGCCAGGUUGAGUUCAAGCUGGGCUGGGCUUUUCUCUCUGCACAUUUUAACAACUUCUUUGUAUUCUUUCUGAGUUGCCCGUCCCUUCUUCCACAGGAGGUGGAUUCUCUUUUUCUCCUGGAGCCUUGAGAAUAGCUCCCUAUUCAUCCAUGCCGGUCUUCUUCCCUUCUGCACCUUAAGACUUCCUUCUUGAACAGCAACCAGCCAUCUUGGACCCCUUUACUCUCUAAGACUGAAUCCUAGUAGACUCCUCCUACUAGUCUUCUGAACAACUGGAAGUCCGCCCUCUGGAAGCUACUACACAUAUCUUGUUUUUCUUUACAGCUAGUAUUUUUAACCCAUUCUCCUCUGACUGCAAGGGGGAGCUGGCACUGAGAAUAAGGUUACAUUUCUUCUAGUUCAAGAGGAAUUUCAUACUGCAAACUGAGAAGCACUGAAGAAAAAAAAAAAAGUCAUGCACUUACAUGAAGGUAGGUUAUAAGUAAUAAGGGAAUUGCUCACCUCCUGUCCUAGAUACAUUUUUCUUGUUAAAUUUAAUAUUUGAUCAGAAAUACUCCACCAUUAUAAAGAAACAGCUUCUCAAUUUUUGUUCUUCCAGUGAUUUAUUCUUACCUGUAUCCUCUGAAACAGAUCUUGAAUAUUCUGAAUAAUCAAAAGAUAGGUUAGGAUCUACUCUACCUGUCAUCCACCAGGAACCCCACGUCCUUCCCUGCCAAGCUCCUCUCCAGCAGGUCAUCCCCCAACCUGUACUGAUACAUGAUCACCCAGGCCGUCUGCAACAUCUCUUAUACCUUAAGUUGUAAACAGAACCAAAACCUUUGUAACCAAACAGCCCUAUAUAGCAGCUCGCAAUUCACAUAUUUGAUGAUAGUGAAUUUGAAAGCUGCAGUGGCUUACAAGCCCAUUUUCCGCUUACUGGCUCAUUCUUCUCAAGUAAAUCAAUACAUUUGAAUGCUUUGUGGAUACACUUUAGCAUCAGCCUUUUAGUAAUUCUGUAAAUUGAAACAGUCAAUACCGGUGCAAGGAAAAACUUAGCAGAAUAGUUAGACAACAGCUCAUUCUGUGUUCUACCCCACGCUUCUGUUUCACAGCAAGAGAAAUAUUGCAAAGCAGUGAAGUACUUACGCCCGAGUAAACAUGAAGAAUAUGGUGGUACUUAUUUGCUGUGUAGGUUGCUAGUAUUGCAAACUAAUGGCUUUGUAAGGAAACUGACAACACUUACAUUCUCCUUUAGAUAGGAAUUAUCACCUAAGCUUUUUUUGAUGAAGCAUUAGUUAAUACUUAAGAUCCGUAUGUGACAAAUAAACUCAAGCAAACCACGCCUUAUACCUAUAUCCAACAACUGAUUAAAGCUUCUCUUUACUACAGAAAUAAUACUACAGUUUGCAAAUGCUCACUUCCCUCCACGUUGCUCCUUGAACCUGAAUAACAUCCAACAAAUUAUUUCAAAAACCUUUUUCCAUCCUUCUGAUAUCUCAUACUCAACAGUGAUAUCAAUGGUGUUCAGCUAGCACCGACAAUGCCUCUCUACAGGUAUUCAACCAGCACAAGACAUUCUGCACAAAAUCAAUGGAAACCAGAAUCCUCAUAACCCUGCUAGAAACAAAGGAGUGCUACACACUGAUUUUUCAUCUGAUAAAGCAGCAAAGUAUCACAGUGCAUUAACCAUGUUUCAACAUUUUUAUUUUAGAAAGUGAACAUAUCCAUUAAAAAAGAAAAUGCACGGAGUUAAAAAAAAAGUAAACAUAAAACUAAUGACAAAAUUGCAAAAACAUAAAAUAAUUUUACCUAGUGAGUCCCAACCAUUAAAUAUACUUCCACCACAGAGAAGUUUUACUUCAUUAUAUUACCAGUCUCUUGAUUAGGUACACGAAGACAACACUUUCCAGUAAUUACCUAGUCAUUAGAAGAUCAACUUCAGGAAUCACUGAAUAAUACAUCAUGGACAAAUAUUUUCAUGCCACCCAGGAGGCAAUCUAAUAUACAUAUGUCACAAGGUACAUCUUUGUGAGGUAUUACAGUACACGGGAACCAUUCCCUUUGCUUUCUAAGGAAUAAAUUCUCCAGUCAGCAGCUCCACCAGCAACUCAAUCACAGACUGUUGCCAGAGUUUCCAAAUCCCCACUAACGUCCCUCAGAGAUUUUCUUUCUGUAACAGAUUACACAAGUUAAGGUGAAGAAGAGUCAAAGCAAAAGAUACAGAAAACAGGAAGGCUCAGAAGAAAAAGUCACCCACUAUUUCAGACAGGCAACAGACAGUCUCAAGUCAGAAGCUUCAACUGCUCUGGAAUAUUUAAUACCUCCUCUAGCUCAAGCUUUGCCAUUUGUGGUAAAACAAAAGCAUGUGGUGAGAUAACUCUGAAAGUAAUUAAGUAAUUUCUAACAUAUGAACAUAUUUAACCAAAGUAGACUACACAUCUUAAAACAUAGCAUGCAUAACACAACCUACCUGUGGCAUUAAACAGACUGUGAAGGGGAAAUACUGAAGCAGUUUUGUCCAUACAAUCCUUCAGAGUCAUGUAUAUGUCCUAGACUCAAACUGGAAGAAAAUCUCUUCCUAGUACUUCUGCAUCCCCACCUCCAGAGACAUUUCCCUCCUCCUUUACCACUUUUGGUCCAUCACUUUCUUCCAAGAAGCCAGAGAAGAAAUGGUAGAGGAGCUUCAUCCCAAGUCUGCAGCCUUUUACACUGAACACUGGAACAGGUGCCUCAGACUCCUGUGCUGGGGUUAGCCAGAACUCAAGGGCAGGGGAGCCUAACAACUGGCUCUCAAGAAUAUGACAGGAUUUCUUGCUUGAGCUUUGUCAAGACUGCAAGAUGAACUCCUAAGAAUCAGCCCAACCAUUUAAAUAAAAUGAGAAGGAGCUAAGAAGAAA